AUGCUGACUGACAAACUCUCUCUCUCUCUCCCUUGCUGUCUCUCCCCGCCUCGCUUACCACCAUUUCUGCGUCUUCCUCGAACAGUUUCUGCAGAUUCCGCCUCUGUCCUCACGGCGGCGACGCUUGAAACAACCCACCGCCGAUCAUUCUACACCAUGUUUGUAAGCUUUCGGAUCUGAAUCGGCCUCUAAAUCUGAAACUGCCUUGUCUUUCUGCAUUCUGAGAGAGAGAGAGAGAACAAUGGCUGCCAUGAUCUUCCAUGUUUUCUCGUCGUCGGCGCUGCUCUCGCUUGGCCUCUACCACAUCGUCUCCGUUACCCUCAAUUUCCUCAAAUCCCCGCAGGCCUACGCCGCCAGGCCCUACCAUCCCUUCCCGCCUUCCUCCGCGCAUCAGCUACUUCUCCCCCAUCACCAGCAACACCAUCUCUACGGUCUCCGCUACCUGCAACUCUAUCUCGCAAUCCCAUGCCUCGUUCUUGCUUUCGUCCAUCAGGUCAUCGUCGCCGCCGACCCUGAUCCUCUCCUCAAGGGCAACACCCCCGUCCACCAUUUCAUUUCCCUUCAAUUCGCCGCCGUCAUCUUCCUCUUCCUCAUCCUUACCCUCGCCCUUCUCCUCGCCGACUCCACCUCUCUUCUUCCCCUCCCUUCCGAUCUCUUCUUUGCCCUAGCUUCCGCCCUAUUCUUCUUGCAAUUCUCCGUCUCUUACUCAGCUGCCUCUGUUCAGACCUCUGAUCUUCAAGCCAAAUGCGAUUCCGUCUCCGGGCUGCUGGCGUGCGGCGUGGUGGGUCUUACGAAGCUUUACCGGCGGCUGCUGUUGGUGGGGAAAACAGUCAUAUACAGAUGAAAGCAUUGACGGGUACCCAGGCUUAAUCUCUUUAUUUGGUUUGGUUGCCUUUAUCCCUUCGUCUUUGUUCUUCAACUCUUGUUUUGGUUCUUGCAAUCAAAGAUUUUGUGCAUUUUGUUUCUUAUCUGCCUCUCAGUUUCAAUGGAGUUUUCUUUGUAUAAUCUCACCCCCUCCUCCCCUGCCGGAACCCUUUACGAGUUAGGUACUUUAGAGUAGCUAGGUGGGAUAUCUUGACCUGACUGGUUACAGUGCUGCAAUUCCUCCUUGAAGUAAUGUACCCAAUAUGCUGCUUCAUACUUGAUUGAAUCUAAGUGCAAUUUUGCAUCCGCA
Molecule: messenger RNA, 1174 nt
Organism: Cucurbita moschata (crookneck pumpkin)
Lineage: Eukaryota; Viridiplantae; Streptophyta; Magnoliopsida; Cucurbitales; Cucurbitaceae
Exons: 2
Coding region: 242-844 (200 amino acids)
Source: RefSeq, a predicted model, not a curated record